Molecule: messenger RNA, 2089 nt
Organism: Nyctereutes procyonoides (raccoon dog)
Lineage: Eukaryota; Metazoa; Chordata; Mammalia; Carnivora; Canidae
Gene: ACP2
Product: acid phosphatase 2, lysosomal
Exons: 11
Coding region: 46-1317 (423 amino acids)
Biological process (GO): dephosphorylation; lysosome organization
Cellular component (GO): lysosome
Molecular function (GO): acid phosphatase activity
Source: RefSeq, a predicted model, not a curated record
CACGCAGCGGGUUCCGGCCUCUGUGCCGCUGAGUCUCUAGCGGCGAUGGCGGGCGGGCCGUUUGCGUGGAGCGGGGCGGCUCUGCUCCAGCUCCUUCUUGGCGCGAACCUGCUCGUGGUGCCACCCACCCAGGCGCGGAGUCUGCGCUUCGUCACCUUGCUGUACCGACAUGGAGACCGUUCGCCAGUGAAGACAUACCCCAAGGACCCCUAUCAGGAAGACGAGUGGCCUCAGGGGUUUGGGCAGCUAACCAAGGAAGGGAUGCUACAGCACUGGGAGCUGGGCCAGGCUUUGCGGCAGCGCUACCACGGCUUCCUCAACACUUCCUACCACCGGCAAGAGGUUUACGUGCGAAGCACAGACUUUGACCGUACUCUCAUGAGUGCUGAGGCCAACCUGGCUGGACUCUUCCCUCCCAACGGCAUGCAGCGUUUCAACCCAAAUAUCUCUUGGCAGCCUAUCCCCGUCCACACUGUGCCCAUCACUGAGGAUAGGCUGCUGAAGUUCCCAUUGGGCCCGUGUCCCCGAUAUGAGCAGCUGCAAAACGAGACCCGACAAACACCAGAGUAUCAGAAUGAGAGUGUUCAGAAUGCACAAUUUCUGGAUAUGGUGGCCAAUGAGACAGGGCUUACCGACGUGACACUGGAGACUGUCUGGAAUGUCUAUGACACACUCUUCUGUGAGCAAACACACGGGCUGGUCCUGCCACCCUGGGCCUCACCCCAAACCAUGCAGCGUCUGAGCCGGCUAAAGGACUUCAGCUUCCGCUUCCUCUUCGGGAUCUACGAGCAGGCAGAGAAGGCCCGGCUUCAGGGGGGAGUUCUGCUGGCUCAGAUACGGAAGAACCUGACCCUGAUGGCAACCUCGUCCCAGCUCCCUAAGCUGCUGGUUUACUCUGCGCAUGACACCACCCUGGUCGCUCUGCAAAUGGCACUGGAUGUCUACAAUGGGGAACAAGCCCCCUAUGCCUCCUGCCACAUAUUCGAACUGUACCAGGAAGAUAAUGGGAAUUUCUCAGUGGAGAUGUACUUUCGGAACGAGAGUAACAAGGCUCCCUGGCCACUGAUCCUGCCUGGCUGCCUUCACCGCUGCCCACUGCAGGACUUCCUUCACCUCACAGAGCCUGUUGUGCCCAAGGAUUGGCAGCAGGAGUGCCAGCUGGCAAGUGGUCCUGCAGACACAGAGGUGAUCGUGGCCUUGGCUGUGUGUGGCUCCAUCCUCUUCCUUCUCAUAGUGCUACUCCUCACCGUCCUUUUCCGGAUGCAGGCCCAGCCUCCCGGCUACCGCCAUGUCGCAGAUGGAGAAGAUCAUGCCUGACAACCACUCAGCCCCCUUCCCUCUGCCUCCUAGGGGAGGUGGGCUGGGCCCUUGCUCCUGACUCUUGCUGCUCCCCAGCCCAUGGACAGGAGACCCUGGGUUGGCCUUCCUCGGAUUACCCCAGCCUAGACAAACAAGUGAGACUUGGCUUGGCCCAUGGCACCCGUCACUUAGCAUUCGUGUGCCUCACGUUUACCAAGUACUGUGUUGGACUUUGGCUCUCUCCAGACAAGAUUUGCCUCCACCAUGCUUACUAAGGACCAGAAGUGUAAACAAGCAAGUUUCACUCAGGACCUGGGAUUGACAAACUGAAGGAGUUAGCACUUGAUCUGCCUUGCCCCCACCAAUCAAGCCGUGCUCUCUCUUCUAGCCCGGAGUCUUCAGCAAAUGGUUCAGAGGACACAGUUCUGCACCCCAGUGUUUAUUUUAGUGGAAAGUACUGCACAAUUCUGGGAGUAUAAACACUGGCUGCCAGGGAAUGGGAUCAUGCAGAGGCCCGCUGGCCAAGUUUUCCUUUGUCUCCCUGAAGGCACCAUUAGACAUAAUGCUUCAGGCAUCUUUGUCACCCUGCAGCUGGAGCAGGUCAGAAGGGUGUUUGUCGGGGGAGGGAGGGGCAUGAGUUGCAGUAUAGUUAUGGCACUACCGAUCCCUUUUGGCUACGUCGGGGUCUUUGGGGACCAGAGGUGAAUGCAGGUUGUGAGCUGGACAGCUUGUGACUGUGGCCCAGAAUAGGGCUAAGGCAGCUUCCAGAGAAUGAAAGUUCUAGACUCUG